AUGGUGCGUGGUGUCAGGACCAACCCACCGAGGGGGUGUGAAAUAAAUCCUGGGAAUUCAACAUUGAGAUUUUUUCUUUGCCUCCUAUAUCCACCACAACAAAUUGGUCCUUGCAUACAUCGUAAGUCAUCGCCCAGUUCCGUUAUCGUCAUGGAGCUUGCUCAUCGGCCCAGCCCGGUCGGCAGCGCGCUCGUGCCGUCGGCUGGUCCAGAUCGGGAGCGGGUCCCGCUUGGCCGGGCGCGGAGGCGACAAGCGUCGGCAGCCGUGGGCGGACCGCGGGUCGCGGUGGAGCGUGGCAAGGGGGUACCCGGCUCGGGUAGCGGGGCUCAGGGACGGGGAGGCCCGAUUGGAGGGGGCUCCGCAAAGGGGUUGUUGAGGCUCUAUACCUAG
Prunus armeniaca (apricot) is the source of this 390-nucleotide messenger RNA. The record is from the annotation of a GenBank genome assembly. NCBI's taxonomy places the organism in Eukaryota, Viridiplantae, Streptophyta, Magnoliopsida, Rosales, Rosaceae.